AUGCGCUCCUCUCGGGCGCCGCGGAGCAACCAGGUUCCAGAAGCUGGCAGUUGGCGCAGUCUUCUCCCUGGCCGGACCCUGAAGGUUGAGUUUGCGCCUCUCAACAUCCCGCUGGCGGAGCGGCUGCAGAUGGCUACGGUGCUGCAAAGGGUCCUGUCCUUCCCGCUGCUCGCAGAGAUAUGCAUUGGAAUCACCAUGAUACACAACUAUUGGUUCCUCUCUAUAAGAUGGCUUUAUUUUGGCAUAUCCCCAGAGCAAAGAGGCUGGAGAUCCAAAUGGGUCAGAAGCUGGACCGUUUGGAGGUAUUUUAAGGACUGUUUUCCAAUUCACCUCAUCAAAACUUGGAAUUUGGAUCCAAGUCACAGCUAUAUAUUUGGGUUUCACCCCCAUGGAGUGCUUGUGGCUGGAGCCUUUGGAAAUUUUUGUACAAAUUAUUCGGACUUUGAGCUGUUCCCUGGCUUCACCACAGAUCUUCAUGUGCACCCAUUUUGGAUCCACUGUCCUCUCUUUCGAGAAUAUCUGAUGACUAGUGAGUCGGUCUCAGUUUCUAAGAAAAGUGUGUACCGUGUGCUGAGCAAGGAGGGAGGUGGAAACAUUUCAAUCAUUAUUCUUGGGAGUGCAGAAGAAUCACUGGAUGCCUAUCCUGGAAAAUUCACUCUGUUCAUCCAUCAGCAGAAAGGAUUUGUUAAAAUUGCUUUGACUCAUGGUGCCUCCUUGGUCCCAGUGUUUUCUUUUGGAGAAAAUGAACUGUUUAAACAAGUUAAACCUGAAGGCUCAUGGCUUCGAACUGUGCAGGAGAAGCUACAGAAAAUCAUGGGGUUUGCUUUGCUGCUGUUCCAUGCCGGAGGAAUUUUUCAAUACAAUUUUGGCCUGAUGCCCUAUAGGAAUCUUAUCCACACUGUUGUUGGCUGCCCAAUCCCUGUCCGUCAGACUCCACCAAGCCCGGAGCAUCAGACCUAUAUGAAAAAGCCAAAGAAAUUACUUGAGGCACACGAAAGGAAGUACAGUAUUCCCGAGCACAAAACUCUCAUUUUUAAAUAA
This is a messenger RNA of Ailuropoda melanoleuca (giant panda), 1041 nucleotides long. Its product is annotated as 2-acylglycerol O-acyltransferase 1-like. Gene Ontology annotation, biological process: triglyceride biosynthetic process; diacylglycerol biosynthetic process. Gene Ontology annotation, molecular function: diacylglycerol O-acyltransferase activity. Gene Ontology annotation, cellular component: endoplasmic reticulum membrane. Lineage: Eukaryota; Metazoa; Chordata; Mammalia; Carnivora; Ursidae. The record is from RefSeq and is a predicted model, not a curated record.